Messenger RNA from Symbiodinium natans, 927 nucleotides. Lineage: Eukaryota; Dinophyceae; Suessiales; Symbiodiniaceae. The record is from the annotation of a GenBank genome assembly.
AUGCCCGGAGUUGCGGCUGGGUACGGCAGUGAUGACGAAGGUCCAGCACCCGUUCCUUAUGGGUACGGCGCGUUGCCUGGAGAUCGUCACCCACGCAAACGUACAGCGGCCGAGAUUCAGCAGUAUGGCAUCCAACAAAAUUCGAGCGGCCAUGUGCGUUCCCGACUUGGAGUUGAGCUUCAAUUGCGGCCUACCCUUGCAGAGACACGUCCUCGUCCAAGUCUGCAGUAUCACAAGGCCUUACUGGAGCUUGUUCAAAAAGCAAAAGUGAAUGUGAUGAAGUCCGACUAUGAUAUCCUCAGGGAAAACCACCGUUUUCUUCGUAGCGAUGAAGCUGACGACAAAUCUUGGGAGUCAAGACUUGCCCGCAGGUACUACGAUCGUCUUUUCAAAGAGUAUGUCAUUUGCGACUUGUCCGGGUAUCGCAACGGUCAGGUGGGCUUCCGUUGGCGCACAGAGGCGGAGGUGUUGCAUGGCCGAGGGCAGUUUAGCUGUGGUCACAAGCAUUGUUCGUCAAAGGACGGGUUGAGAAGCUACGAGGUGGAUUUCAAAUAUGUGGAGGAAUGCAGCAAGCGCGCGUUGGUGAAGGUUCGUUUGUGUCAGGAUUGUGCCUUCAAGCUGCACUACCAACGGCUCAAGAAAGCACGGAAGCAGCGGCGAAGAGCGGGGCAGUCGGGUCAGAAGGGAGGAAGUCAAGACGAUGCCGAUCUGCAAGAUGCACAUGUUUCGGAGAAUGGAACUGAAGUUGCAGAGGUUGCAGAGGUUGCUGAGGCGUCAGUCCCAACAGCCCCAACACCCUCGACAGCCGCAACAGCUACAGCUUCAGACCUUCGACUCCUCGAGGCUCUGGCAUGGCAAGGCCCUGAUCCCAACAUUCGGAGCCGGGAGGAUGACAUCGACGACUUCCUUCGAGACUUGUUUCCGUGA